Messenger RNA from Etheostoma spectabile (orangethroat darter), 5360 nucleotides. RefSeq names its product SEC31 homolog A, COPII coat complex component (gene sec31a). The record is from RefSeq and is a predicted model, not a curated record. Lineage: Eukaryota; Metazoa; Chordata; Actinopteri; Perciformes; Percidae. The transcript is spliced from 28 exons. Gene Ontology annotation, cellular component: endoplasmic reticulum exit site; COPII vesicle coat. Gene Ontology annotation, molecular function: structural molecule activity; protein binding. Gene Ontology annotation, biological process: COPII-coated vesicle cargo loading; endoplasmic reticulum organization; endoplasmic reticulum to Golgi vesicle-mediated transport. Bases 325 to 4455 code for a protein of 1376 amino acids.
AAGUGUUAUUAUAGGACGAUGUACAGCUAGAACACAGAUAGCAUGCUAGCAAGGAUAAGCGCAGACGACGUCCCCCGGAAGCUGUUGUUCUUCUUCGUGGCAGGAGGAGACUGUUGCUCAGUGCCACGUUGAUGGAGUCAGUGGGGACGUGGAAAUCUGUCUUGAGUUCGUAGCCGGGACCCGGUAGCCUCUGCUCGCUUCCACUGCCUUUAACCCCGGAGCAAAACCGAAAGGGGAACCUGGAACAAUCACAAGUGUUGGAGGGCUAUUUUGUCACCUAUUUUAUGUUUGGUUUGAUGUAAGAGACAGCAAAGAAGGUAAAAGAUGAAACUUAAAGAGAUCAACCGCACAGCCAUCCAGAGCUGGAGCCCUGCACAGCACCACCCCAUCUACCUGGCAACAGGAACAUCAGCCCAGCAGCUGGAUGCCUCCUUCAGCACCAAUGCCUCCUUGGAAUUUUUCGAGCUGGACUUGACUGAGCCAUCUCUGGACAUGAAGUCAUGUGGCAGCCUCUCCUCCUCUCACAGAUACCACAAACUGGUUUGGGCUCCCUAUGGAAUGGAUGACCAAAGUCACCCCUCUGGGGUCCUUAUUGCAGGAGGCGAGAACGGCAACGUCAUCCUGUACGACUCUGCAAAAAUCAUGGCCGGAGAGACCGACGUGAUCAUUGCUGAGAGUGACAAGCACACCGGGCCAGUGAGAGCUCUCGAUGUCAACCCCUUCCAGACAAACCUGGUUGCAUCAGGUGGGAACGAGUCUGAAAUCUACAUCUGGGACAUGAACAACUUUGGCUCUCCAAUGACACCAGGCCCUAAAACUCAGCCUGUGGAAGACGUCAGCUGUGUGUCGUGGAACAGACAGGUCCAACACAUCCUGGCCUCUGCCUGUCCGAGUGGCCGAGCCUCAGUGUGGGACCUCCGCAAGAAUGACCUCAUUAUCAAAGUUAGCGACCACAGCAACAGAAUGCAUUGCUCGGGGCUGGCUUGGAACCCAGAAGUGGCCACUCAGCUGGUCUUGUCAUCGGAGGACGAUCGGAUGCCGGUCAUCCAGAUGUGGGACUUACGUUUUGCUACUUCUCCUUUCAAGAUUCUAGAGAACCACACACGGGGCGUCCUGGCCAUCGCCUGGAGCUUGGCUGAUCCUGAGCUGCUCCUGAGCUGCGGGAAGGACAACAGGAUUCUGUGCUGGAAUCCAAACACAGCAGAGGUGCUGUAUGAGUUGCCCACCAGCAAUCAGUGGUGCUUUGACAUCCAAUGGUGUCCCAGGAACCCCGCGGUGCUGUCGGCUGCAAGCUUUGACGGACACAUUAACAUCUACUCCAUUAUGGGAGGCACCAACCAGGCGCAGAGCCAGAGACACGCUGACCAGAUCAGCAACUCGUUUGGGAACAUGGAUCCUUUUGGGACAGGACAAACUUUGCCCCCGCUGCAGCUGCCCCAGGCUCCUGCCCCGCCAGCUACAGUCAACCCCCUGAAGAAGCCACCCAAGUGGAUCCGCAGACCUGUAGGAGCCUCGUUUGCUUUUGGGGGGAAGCUGGUGUCUUUGGAGAACCCAAAGCCGAACCCACAGCAGCCUCAGCAGCCCGCUUCACACGUCGUACAUGUCAGCCAGGUUAUCACAGAAACAGCCUUUCUGAAGCGCUCCGAUCAGCUGCAGGCCACUCUGAGUGCAGGCAGCUUUGUGGAUUUCUGCCAGGGAAAGAUCGAUGCAGCUGAAAAUGAGUUUGAAAAAACUCUUUGGUCUUUCCUCAAGGCUAAUUUUGAAAGUGAUAUCCGAAGCAAGUACCUGGAACUUCUGGGGUACAACAAAGAGGAGCUAGCCUUAAAGAUUUCAGCAGCACUAGAAGAAAAGCCUGCUGAACCUCCACAGGUGGAGGUUCCCGCUCCAGUCAGCCUGCAGCCUUUACCCGACAUCAGCCUCAUGCCGCCUACUGACCCCCCCGAGGCAGCGUUCAAUAUGAUCGCUGCCGCAGUCGUGCCGCCUGUGGACAAUCCCGAGGCAGCGUUCGACAUGAUCGCUGCUGCAGUGGUUCCGCCUGUGGACAAUCCCGAGGCAGCGUUCGACAUGAUCGCCGCAACAAACCUUCAGCCUGCUAUGGCCACAAUGGAAAUAGACUCCAUUCCUGAUCCUGAAGAGCCAGCAGCAGCAGAUCCAGAGGACGCUCCUACCAGCAAACCGGAAGAAAAUGUGGACCAGGUUCUUCCAGAGGAGGAAGCAGUGGAAGAGGAGAUCCCCUUGGAGGAGGAGGAGGAGGAGACUGCAGCACCAGAUGAGGAGGAGGAGCGGAGUCCUCCUGAGACCUCAGCUCCAGCUCCAUCCCCAGCUCAAGCUCCGUGUCAGACUCCAGCCCCAGCCCCUACAGAUGGAGUCAGUCUCAGCAUCAGUCAAGAUGUAGACGGGCUGAUCACACAGGCCCUGCUGACCGGAGACUUUGAGGGAGCUGUGGAGCUCUGUCUCCAUGACAACCGGAUGGCAGACAGCAUCAUCCUGGCCAUCGCCGGAGGGGUCGAGCUCCUACAGAAAACCCAGAAGAAGUAUUUUACGAAAACGCACAGCAAGAUAACCAAGCUGAUCAGUGCAGUGGUGAUGAAGGACUGGCAUGACAUCCUGAAGACAUGUGACCUGCAGAGCUGGAAGGAGGCGCUGGCUGCGGUUAUGACCUACGCUCAGCCCGAGGAGUUCUCUGCCCUCUGUGACCUUCUCGGGGGCAGACUUGAGGCAGCAGAGGACGCCCAACUCCAAGCCCAGGCCUGUCUGUGUUACAUCUGUGCUGGAAAUGUGGAGAAACUUGUGUCUUGCUGGACCAGAGCACAAGAGGGCCACAGUCCACUCUCUCUCCAGGACCUGGUGGAGAAGGUGGUGGUGCUGCGGCGUGCAGUGGAGCAAACCCAGCACUCUGGUCCCACUGCCAUUGGCAUCCUGCUGGCUGAGAAGAUGAGCCAGUAUGCCAACCUGCUGGCCUCCCAGGGCAGCCUGUCCACCGCCAUCACCUACCUGCCUGACAACACCAACCAGGUUUCCGUACAGCAGCUCCGUGACCGUCUCAGUCGGGCUCUGGGGCAGCAAGCGGCGACGGCUCCUGCAGCUCCGGUACCAAUCCAAAGAGCUCAGCCUCAGCCGCGUGCCCCGACUCAGACGCAGCACGCCUCAGCCCCGCCCCAGCAUACGUUCACUCCCAUCCAGCCCGCCAUGGUGCCUCAGCCCACUGCAGCAGCUCCAAUGCCCAUGCCGACGCCGGCCGCCUCGGCCCCUGCACAGCCACAGUAUUACCAGCCUGUGAGGGCUGCCUCCACUGUCACCUCCUGGAGUAACCAAACUCCCACAGCCCUCCCCAAUGUCCCUCCUCCUCCUCUUCAAGUAGGCAGAGCCUCAGAGCAGCAGGUGGAGCCUCCAGGCCCCAUGUAUGGGAUGCAACCGUCCUGCACAGCUGCUCCACCUCCACCCUCCUCCACUCCUGGGUACAUGUACUCCCAACAGUAUCAGCCCUACCCCCAGGUCAGCCAGUAUCCACCUGGAGCUGGGGGGGCGUCUACCUAUCAGCCUCCUCAGUACUCCUCCUCCGCUGCUGCUCCUCCUGCAGAGCCCCCCGGCUUUCUCUCUCAGUACACACAGCCAGCAUCUCCGGUCUAUCCCGGGCAACCUCCCAUCCACCAAUGCCUGCCCUCCUCUCCUCCCUCCCAUCCUCCUUUCUUUCCCACCGCCGCCUCCUCCUUUUCUGCUCCUCCCUCCUCCGGAGCGUCUUUCCAGCAUGGCGGGCCGGGAUCUCCUGUGUCUCUUCCUCCACCGAGUGGAGUCUCAGGGCCUCAGAAUGGCUGGAAUGAUCCUCCAGCACUGAACAGACCAUCGAAGAAGAAGCCGGCUCCAAUGAACUACGCCCCUCCUGCUCCCAUCAUGGCUCCGCUGGGCGCUGACCCCCAGGCCCAGCAAGGGCUCUCUGGGCCCCCUCAGGCCAUGGGCCAGCAUGGAGCCCAGGUCCCCUACUCAGGCAUGCAGCAGCAGCUCUCCCCUCCACCCAUGAACCCUGCAAUGCCCAAGACCAGCAUGGAGGGGGCACCAGGAGCGCCCACUGGAGAUGUUAUACAGCCUCUGCAGUCCAUCACUGCUGAGAAGAUCCUGAAGAAGCCCAUCCCCGAUGAGCACCUGGUCCUGAAGACCACAUUCGAGGGACUCAUCCAGAAGUGCUUGGCUGUAGCUACCGACCCUCAAACUAAGAGAAAGCUCGAUGAUGCCAACAAACGUCUGGAAGCACUCUACGACAAACUCAGAGAGCAGACCCUCUCUCCCGCCAUUGUCGGAGGACUUCAUAACAUGGCCAGGAGUGUCGAGGCGCGGUCCUACACGGAGGGCCUCAGCAUCCACACCCACAUAGUCAGUAACAGCAACUUCAGCGAGACGUCGGCGUUCAUGCCCGUGCUCAAGGUGGUGCUGACGCAAGCCAACAAACUCGGGGUGUGAUGGGGCCGAGAGUCCUCUGAGUCUUUGACCGGUGGACGGAGCAGAGUGGUGGUCAGUGGUCAAGCUCGUUUCACAGGGAGCUCCAUUUUGACCCGCAGCGCAAGUGACGAAGAAUUCCGAGAUGUAUGAAAGUCCUGUUAAAUUCUUUGUGCCAUUCAUGAUUUCUGUUGCAAACCAACAGACGCAACACAAGCCAUGCUAUCAGUCGCACUCAGUGGUGAAAGUAACGUCUGAGCCCUGUGCCAACAAACGCACACAAAGGAUAAACGGCUGGGGACUAGUUUUAUUUAAAUCCCACUUUAGGCUACAUUUACACUUAGAUUUAAAAAUGAUUUUCUUUUGCUUUGUUUACGCCUUGCGUACUACUACUACUACUACUACGUAACUAAUGGACUAAUGGUGUUAAUAUGGACAGAGAUGGGGCGGACUCUAGCUCACCAUGUGAGAGCAUUCGUUCCAUGUUCAUCCGCUGUCACUUUAAUAAAGGGAAAAGCCCCCCAAAAAUUGAAAAAAUAACAUGGACGGAGAUUAGUUCUGCUACCGCAGCUAAAACUCUUGGACGGAGAAAAAUGGAAAAAUGCUUAAAAAUGGAAACCUAUUUGUGUGGAUGUAGCCUUAAUCUGCCAACAUGCUAACAACUUACACAAAAUGUUUGUUUAAUUCAGAGUUUCAAUAAAUAUGCAGUAAUUGUAUUGAAGUAAGUCCAAAAUGGCAAGAAAAAUAUAAGGAAGGCACAGCUUUAGCAUAUUGACUAAGGACAUGAAUAAGGAAUUUAUAAACUGGCAAAAGUAGGAAAAGCAAUGGGGAAAUUCAGGAAUCUUAAGGGCAUUUCUUUCUAUUUGUGUUAAGGUGAUCAAAAUAAAUGUAGUAUGGUUAAAGUUAAAUCUUUUGGCUCACAACUGCAC